This is a messenger RNA of Varanus komodoensis (Komodo dragon), 2969 nucleotides long. RefSeq names its product basal body orientation factor 1 (gene BBOF1). The transcript is spliced from 11 exons. The coding region runs from base 72 to 1670 and encodes 532 amino acids. NCBI's taxonomy places the organism in Eukaryota, Metazoa, Chordata, Lepidosauria, Squamata, Varanidae. The record is from RefSeq and is a predicted model, not a curated record.
UUUCGCGACGUUUGGUUUCUAUAGUAACGCGUCGCCUGGGUGGGAACACUGGAGACUAGCGAUCAUUCAACAUGAAGGGGAAAGGGAAAGGCACGAAGGGAGGAAAGGGGAAGAAAAGUGGCGGCGGGGGCGCCAAGGCGAACUUGAAGACUGUGAAAGAGGAGUCGGAAGCCGACAGGGCUAAAGCUGCGGCGGCGCUAUGGGAGGCCAGGCUGGAGGUCACCGAGAUCUCCCGCAAAGAAUACCGGGAGGCCGCCCGCCGCCUUGCUCGUAACAACGAAGAGCUGGAGCGGCAGCAGCGGCGGCUGGAAAAGGACACCGUCGAGGUGAUCAGCUACCUCAAGAAGCAGGACGCGGAGAAGGAAGAGCUGAUUGAAAAGCUGAAGCUGCAGGUUACUGAACUGAAACAAAAGGCCAAAGAGGAGAGCGAACAAGUGGCAGAGCAAUUUGCCAAACAGUUGGAGGAGAUGGAGGAGAAAUUCCACAAAAAGGCCAAAGAGAUAGGCCUAAUCCAAAUUGAGCUAAAAAUGAUAAAGGAAUUUCGCAAAAAGAAAGCACUUUUGGAAAAAGAACUUGAGGAUCUAAAAGAUACCUUGGACAUAACAAAAAAAGAACAUCAGGAAACAAUCUGCAUGUUGGAGAGAAAGUUCCUUGAAGAAAAGCAACGCCUAGAAAGAGAAGCAGAGAAGAAGAUUAUAAUGCUGGCAGAAAGAGCACAUCAUGAAGCCAUUGUGCAGUUGGAUAAUGCUGGAAAAACAGUUUUUACAGAGAAUAUUCAUCUUCAUGAGGCUCUUGGAUACCAUAUGAAGGAAACAGAAGAGUUACAAAAAAUCAGGCAAAAAUUGGAGGAGGACAAUGCCUUUCUCUUACAGGAUAAGGAGACCAAUGACCUAUUAGUUCAGGAAAAGGUCAUGCAAAUUACUCAGCAAAAAGCACAAAUCCAGGAGCUGCAAAAUCUGGUAAAAAAUCUGGAAGCUGCUGUUAAUCACAUGGCCAGAGAAUUUAAAACAGAAGUUGAAAGUACACGACAGAAGGCUUUGGUACAGAACCAGGCAGGUCAGACAGAAAUUGAAAAGUUGCAGCAGCUGCUGGAGAUGAAGGAGAGAGAGAUGAGCAGAGUGAAGAAAUUAGCCAGAAACAUCUUGGAUCAAAGGACUGAGGUGGAGAAAUUCUUCUUAGAUGCUCUGGAACAGGUGAAGCAGGAGAUCAUAACCAGCAGGAAGUGCUACAAGCAGGUGGCCCAAGCUGCAUACCAAAGGAAAAUGAUGGCAGCAUUUUCAGGGAAAGAGGAAUACCCCAAAAUCAGAACCUUCAGUGACAAUGUGCACAGCACAAAUAGUGUGCAAAUGGACCUUCUGGAAGCAGAGAAAUGGACAAAUAUUCAAAAGGGGAAAGUGGACAUUUCUGAGUUGACCUGGGAGCAGAAAGAAAGUGUGCUGCGGUUACUCUUUGCAAAAAUGAAUGGCCUGAAACAACGGAGAUACAGUAAAGCUCUGGUUCCUAUAACACCAUCCAGUUUUAAUUUUGAAGAAGCAAAGAAAUCUGGCACUGACGGUACUAUUCCCAUCUAUGCUUUCAUCACUCAGCAAGCACCACUGUCUGAGUCAUCUUCUCAUAGAAGAACAUCAGUCCUUCCUGAUAUUCAGGUUAUACCACCACAGCCAGAGUAAGCUGGUUGUUAAGUCAUGAAAUAACUGAAGUCCUGAAGUCUUUGGCUUUUUACCCUUCUUCCUGAGCUUCAGGUCUAUAAUGCUACAGCUGUGAAAUCACAGCACUGUUUCUAUGCAUAACAGCUUAUUAUUUCAAUUCUUAGUUUCAGAAGACUUGUAAUAUAACUAAUUUUUAAAAAGAAAAAAUUCGUCAAUUUUCUUUAAAAAAAAUUGAAGAUUACUCUUUGGUUAUAGACACCUUAAUUUUUCACUUUAAAGAGGACUGUGCUUGGUUUUUCAGAAGAUUGUAUACAGUGGGACCCCUGUAUCCGUGGAGAUAGGUUCCAAGCUGCUCAACAGAUAUCUGAAGCUGCAGAUAGUAGCGAACACUAUAUACUGUUGAACCUUGACUUUUGCGGGUUUAACCUUCAUGGAUUUGAUUAUUUGUGAGUUUGGCAUCACUAAUUAAAUGGGAUUUAUUUUCUUUUGGAGUUUUGUGGCCUACUGUGCUACAGAUGGAUGCAGGUGGAGGAGGGGUAGGUGAGAAGAGACCCAGAGACCUGUGUGGGGAACGCUCCCUGGCUGCCGACUGGGUGGAUACCAGACUUGGGAUAAGGUGAGCAGCUGAAUGCAAAGCUUAUGACAUGAUACAGAAUGAGCUCCCCUGGAGCAGGCCACACUCCAGCAUGUUAGGGCUUGGUUUUGGACUGUGGUCAUCCAUGGUUAAGUGGAACUGUGCUAACUGGAACAGCAGAUGCAGGGGUUUCACUGUAUUCUGAAUUUUUUAAAAAAUCUAAGGAAAAUAUGUUCAAAGUUUAUAAAAGUAUUUUGAAAGCAUUGUGUUUUCUUGAAGUAAAUGGUAGAGUAAGGAUGAGAUUGAGCAGCCUCACGAGAAUGAGAAUGUCUCUCAUUCAGAGACAAUGCUAAAACAUGACUUUGUGCUUUUUGACAGUUCAGCAUUUUCCAAGGCUUGUAUCCUCCCCAUCAAUGUGUGUAACUGUGGCCUGUCAUUACAUUUAAACCAGAGAUCAUGUUAGGAUCAAAACAACCUGACUCCAAACCACGGGUUUUAUGCAUAACAGGAAUUGGUAUUAAAUUCUCUAGUUUAAAAGAACAAGCCACAUUUAAGGGAAAACAGAAGAUUCUGAAUGUCUUUUCCCUGCUGUAAGAUAAGGAAAAGUACACGAACCAAGAAAUUUAGGCUCAUAUCUGAUCAUGACUAAAAUUUAACUUGUUGAAAUCAACGGGAUUAGGGGAAUUAAUUAGGACUGUUAUCCUAAAGAAAAUCAGUACACUUUGCAUUUAAUAGGAAUUUAUUCA